This is a messenger RNA of Drosophila virilis, 1075 nucleotides long. RefSeq names its product transmembrane emp24 domain-containing protein 5. Gene Ontology annotation, cellular component: Golgi apparatus; COPII-coated ER to Golgi transport vesicle; endoplasmic reticulum. Gene Ontology annotation, biological process: intracellular protein transport; endoplasmic reticulum to Golgi vesicle-mediated transport; Golgi organization. NCBI's taxonomy places the organism in Eukaryota, Metazoa, Arthropoda, Insecta, Diptera, Drosophilidae. The record is from RefSeq and is a predicted model, not a curated record.
CUAGUACAGAAUUGUGACAAUAAUUGAAACGAUUUUCCAUUUAAGCUUAGAAAAAAAAACAGAAUAAACAACAAACAAUGUUCCAAAUCGCAUGUUGCUCUGCGUGGCUGCUGUUGCUGUUGUUGCUUGCGUUGCCACCUGGUCGCAAGGCGGAAGUAUUUCGUCAUCGCUUGACCAUCUUUGCGGAGGCGGGUCGCAUGGAAUGCUAUCAUCAGGCUGUGGCUGCCACAGAGAUCAUUAUACUGGAGUAUCAGGUGAUACACGGCGGCCAGGGUGAGGCGCACAUAAAUUUCAAUCUGAUGGAUCCGCAUCGCAAGCUGCUCGCCGCGGAUCACAAGCAGCAAAACAAGAAGCACCGCAUGGAGGCGAAUGAGACGGGCAUCUAUAAGUUUUGCUUUGAUAAUACGAUAAGCUCGUUCAAUCAGAAAAUUGUUGCCUUUCAUCUGGAGAUUGCGGCGGGCAAUCAUGAGGAGCUGGAGCGCCAGCAGCUGAUCAAGGAGAUGACCACGGACUAUCAAUUCGAUCGCACCUACACGCACAUGCACGACUAUGUGACCAAGAUCGGCCUGAAUAUGAUGCGUUCGCGCCAGACACAGGACUAUAUACGCACCCUCGAGGCCAGGGAUCGCAAGCUGGCCGAGUCCAGCUUUACCAUGGUCAACAAUUGGUCAUGUGCCCAGUUUAUUGCCAUGAUUAUUGUCGGCAUGCUGCAGGUCUUUAUGCUGCGCAGCAUUUUCAACACCGAUGGACGUUUCUACAAGUUGUGGAGGAAAAUUUGAUACCGAGUCACAGUUUACUUGAAUAUAUGAUUGUGCUCAUAAGUGGAAGCUAGUUGAAUAAAUCAAAGGAGUCUCGAAAAUACAGUUGAGAUCUAAGCCCGCAUUCGUUAAAAGUUCUGUGCAGACAAGCCAGUGUUGGUAAGGUAUUUAAAUGCAUAAAGUUAUAUGCGUUAUACGCAUACACCUUUCCAGCACUGGCUUUUAAUUGAAUAAUUUUAGAGUUUUUUAUUCACAAAUAUCACGAGCUUUCAGUCCAUUUCAAAUCAGAAGCAAAAAUAAACGCAGCAUCAAUUUUA